Molecule: messenger RNA, 366 nt
Organism: Rotaria sp. Silwood2
Lineage: Eukaryota; Metazoa; Rotifera; Eurotatoria; Philodinida; Philodinidae
Source: the annotation of a GenBank genome assembly
AUGAUUCUUCGUGCAACGGGUAAACCUUAUCAUGCUCAAUGUUUUUCUUGUAUGACUUGUCAAAAAAGUCUUGAUGGUGUACCAUUUACUGUUGAUGCAACUAUGCAAAUACAUUGUAUUGAUUGUUUUCAUGAAAAAUUUGCACCACGUUGUUAUGUAUGUCAUCGAGCAAUAUUACCGAUACCUGGUGAAGAAGAAACAAUUCGUAUAAUUGCAUUUGAUCGAAGUUAUCAUAUAGAUUGUUAUCGAUGUGAAAAUUGUAAUAUUCAAUUCUCAACAGACGAAGGUUGUUAUCCAAUAGAUGAUCAUGUUCUUUGUCUUCAAUGUAAUCGAAACUAUUUACAAACAAUGCUUGGCCAUUCUUAA